Messenger RNA from Guyanagaster necrorhizus, 788 nucleotides. RefSeq lists its product as uncharacterized. NCBI's taxonomy places the organism in Eukaryota, Fungi, Basidiomycota, Agaricomycetes, Agaricales, Physalacriaceae. The record is from RefSeq and is a predicted model, not a curated record. The transcript is spliced from 3 exons. The coding region runs from base 108 to 788 and encodes 226 amino acids.
CUUGAUCUGUACCAGAUAGGCAUAAAACUUACCAUUUCUCUUUGUUCAACAUACCUAGGGCUCUCGUAUAUUGACCUUGCCUUCGUGUCCUUAAUUCUCGCCUUGAAAUGCUGGGCUUUAGUUUACUCGCGCUGCCGUCCGUUGUCUAUGCAUUAGCAAUGCCUUCGCCCAAUUUGCAUAAUUCUCCCCAACGUUCAAGCAGCUGCAGUUGUGACCUUUCAGGAGCUCGACUUGUCUUCCCAGAUGGCUCGGCGAUUGCAUCCCCUUCCGGCGCUCCUUCAUUCAUUGGUCUUGGUAUAGGUGCACAAAAUUACACCUGUACAACUGAUGGUGUUUAUUCAAACAUUGGCGCCGUCGCUAAAAUAUUCGACAUCUCCUGCCUCCUCGGAACGCUUCUCUUCGACCAUAUACAAGACCUAGCUAUUGCUGCAUGGCAACAUGCCCAAAACGCCGAGAGCGUGCCAUCGAAGCUCUGUCUGGGAAUUCGUGUGCUUGGAGACCAUUUCUUCAUUACAAACCCCGUCACAGGCUCAGGCAUCAGUCCAAAGUGGGAUUUCACCGCUUCGUUGCAUGACUCUGAGGCCUUUGUUGUUGCGGCGAAAAGUGGAUCCAUGCCUGCACCGACUGGAAGCUCAGAUAUCGAUUGGUUGGUUCUUGACCGAGUCCUUGGGUCGCUCGCGACUCAAGUCUACCGCGUUGAUACAAGGGGUGGACAGCCUCCUGCAAAGUGUACCUCGGGAUCUGCGCCUAUCACCGUGAAAUAUACGGCAAAAUAUUGUGAGUGCUAG